Messenger RNA from Stegastes partitus (bicolor damselfish), 1224 nucleotides. RefSeq names its product LIM/homeobox protein Lhx1. The transcript is spliced from 5 exons. Gene Ontology annotation, biological process: neuron differentiation; regulation of transcription by RNA polymerase II. Gene Ontology annotation, cellular component: nucleus. Bases 1 to 1224 code for a protein of 407 amino acids. Gene Ontology annotation, molecular function: zinc ion binding; RNA polymerase II transcription regulatory region sequence-specific DNA binding; DNA-binding transcription factor activity, RNA polymerase II-specific. Lineage: Eukaryota; Metazoa; Chordata; Actinopteri; Pomacentridae. The record is from RefSeq and is a predicted model, not a curated record.
AUGGUCCACUGCGCCGGCUGCGAGAGGCCUAUCCUGGACCGCUUUCUGCUCAACGUGCUGGACAGAGCCUGGCACGUCAAGUGCGUGCAGUGCUGCGAGUGCAAAUGUAAUUUGACAGAGAAAUGUUUUUCUCGAGAGGGGAGACUGUACUGCAAAAAUGAUUUCUUUAGGCGGUUCGGCACCAAGUGUGGCGGGUGUUCGCAGGGCAUCUCUCCUAACGACCUGGUCCGGAGGGCCCGGAGCAAAGUGUUUCACCUCAACUGCUUCACCUGCAUGAUGUGCAAUAAGCAGCUCUCCACCGGGGAGGAGCUCUACAUCAUAGACGAAAACAAAUUCGUUUGCAAAGACGAUUACCUAAACAACACCAGUGUAAAAGACACCAACCUCCUCUCAGUAACGGCAUGCAGCGAUCCGAGUUUAUCACCGGACUCUCAAGACCAGCUACAGGACGACGUGGUCCUAAAGGACACGGAGAUCGCCGCCCUGUCUGACAAGGAGACGGUGAACAACGAGAACGACGACCAGAACCUGGGCGGGAAGCGGCGCGGCCCCCGGACCACCAUCAAGGCCAAGCAGCUGGAGACGCUGAAGGCCGCGUUCGCCGCCACCCCCAAACCCACCAGACACAUCAGGGAGCAGCUGGCCCAGGAGACCGGCCUCAACAUGAGGGUCAUCCAGGUCUGGUUCCAGAACCGACGUUCCAAAGAGAGGCGCAUGAAGCAGCUGAGCGCGCUGGGCGCCCGGAGACACGCGUUUUUCCGGAGCCCGCGGCGGAUGAGAACGCUGGUGGACCGGCUGGAGCCCGGAGAACUCAUCCCCAACGGGCCCUUCUCCUAUUACGGAGAUUAUCAAAGCGAGUACUACGGCCCGGGAGGAAACUAUGACUUCUUCCCUCAGGGGCCUCCGUCAUCGCAGGCCCAGACCCCCGUUGAUCUGCCCUUCGUGCCCUCCUCAGGCCCCACAGGCACCCCCCUUGGAGGCAUGGACCACCCCCUGCCAGGCCACCACCCCUCCAGUGAGGUGCAGCGUUUCUCUGAUAUCAUGUCCCACCACCCGGGGGACUCUCCCAGCCCGGAGCCCGGCAUCCCGGGGCCCCUGCACAGCAUCUCCUCCGAGGUGUUCGGCCCUAGUCCACCCUUUACCUCACUGUCACUGAACGGCAGCGGAUACAACAACCACCUGUCCCACCCGCCCUCGGAAAUGAAUGAGGGCACCGUUUGGUAG